GGCUUGCCCGAUAUAUAAGCAAGGUGCAGCUGCCGGUCAUUUGGGGAAAUUUGUACUUUCCUUCACGGCGGGUGGUGUGCAGAGCUCGAGACUUGGUUUGUCCAACCAGCACGCCAAGAAACAUUUUCUUCAGGUUACCUCGUGCUUCAGCUCAGCCACCUCCUAAAAACACCAAGCAGCUCUGUCUGAAUAACCCCACCCGCCAGCUCUACACUACAACCAAGCCAACCCUAAAGCCUUCAAAAUGAUGCAAAUCAGCAGCGACUCCGCCAGCAACAAGCACUCCCUCAUCAACGUCAUGCAUCGCUUCAUAGCAGCUGCCAACAACAUGGACGAGACCAUCAUGGUGCCGAGCCUGCUGCGAGAUGUGCCUCUGGAGGAGCAGGCAGCCAGCGAGGUGGAGGCCAACAACAAUCAUGAACCGCCGUGUCCCAACAAGCAGAGGGACAUGUACGAGCACUACCUGCUCCUCAAGUCUAUAAAGAACGACAUGGAGUGGGGUCUGCUGAAAAGAGAGAUGAGUAGCGGCGCCAGCUUCUUGGAGAUGGCGGUGAAGCAGGAGGAGCAGCAGCCAGUCACCGGGGACCUGUCCCUGGAGGACAACUCAGACCUGGAGCAUCAGUUUCACUAUCACCUCAGGGGACUGUUCGGAGUUCUGUCCAAACUUACGCUGCAAGCCGAUCACCUCACAAACCGGUAUAAGAGAGAAAUCGGAGGCGGAAACUUCAUGAGAUAGAAGUCACUAUGUCUCCACCCCCACCUUGGACUGCUUGACCUGCACAAUGGAAUUUGUUGAGAAGGGCCCCACCUCUUCCUAAUAGAUCUCAAUGGACAGCGAACUGACCAGGGUAACCACUUUAUGACUUCUCUCACUUCUGAGUAGCGACACUCCAACUUCCCUCUUCUUCCCCACCGAACAUACCUGAAACCAGUGACGCCUGCACGUCUCUCUCUGCCUGUUUCAGUGCAGAGGUUGACACUUGGUGGAGGUUUUAUUGAAUCUGUACCCCAAGUCCAGAUGAUGCACAGCUGUGGUUUAUGCAGAUACUUGCUCUACCCUUUUUUUUUUUUUUUAAAUCUUCAUUUCAAGUUUUGAAUUGAAUUUGUCACCAGAUUGUGAAUAAAAGGUUUCUGACUGUAGGAGAAAUUGAAUGCUGGUUAUUCUGUCCCUCCUGUAAAAUAUGUGAUUUUAAUGCAGAGCUGAGAGCUCUUAUUUCACAGGUUUUGAAUCUUCCCAGUUGGUAUUACUGUAACAUGGUGUGCCUUGACUUUUUGUAUACCCUCAUGCCCUGUUCAGUCCCCCACCCACCCCUUUUGUCUGACUGCUUAAAUGGUUCAAAGUGUUGUGUAUUGUUUGUCCUUGGCUAUUUCAAACCAAUUUUAUAUUGAAGCAGCAAUACAGUAAAACUGAAAUAAAUACUUAAAACUUGA
This is a messenger RNA of Micropterus salmoides (largemouth bass), 1431 nucleotides long. RefSeq names its product MID1 interacting protein 1, like (gene mid1ip1l). The record is from RefSeq and is a predicted model, not a curated record. Gene Ontology annotation, biological process: regulation of lipid biosynthetic process. Bases 245 to 736 code for a protein of 163 amino acids. Lineage: Eukaryota; Metazoa; Chordata; Actinopteri; Centrarchiformes; Centrarchidae. The transcript is spliced from 2 exons. Gene Ontology annotation, cellular component: cytosol.